AUGGCCAAUCGGAGUCACCCUUCUGAAUUCCUUCUCCUGGGCUUCUCCUCCUUCGGGGAGCUUCAGGUCCUGCUUUAUGGACCCUUCCUCCUGCUCUAUCUUCUCUCCUUCAUGGGCAAUGUUGUCAUCAUCCUCAUGGUCACAGCCAGCUCACACCUACACACCCCUAUGUGCUUCUUCCUGGGCAACUUCUCCCUGCUAGAGAUCUUGGUGACCAUGACCGCUGUGCCCAGGAUGCUGUCAGACCUCCUGCUCCCAGUUAAGGCCAUCUCCUUCUCUGGCUGCAUGGUCCAAUUCUACUUCUACUUCUCCCUGGGCUCCACCUCCUUCCUCAUCCUGGCUGACAUGGCCUUGGACCGCUUCAUGGCUAUCUGCCACCCUCUGCGCUAUGGCACCCUGAUGAGCUGGGCUGUGUGUGGCCAGCUGGCAGGGGCUGCCUGGGCCAUCCCCUUCCUUGCCAUGGUGCCCACCGUCCUCUCCCGGAUCUCCCUGGACUAUUGCCAUGGCAACAUCAUCAACCACUUCUUCUGUGACAACGCGCCCCUGCUGCAGCUGACCUGCUCUGACACGCGCUUGCUGGAGGCCUGGGACUUCUUCAUGGCCUUGGCCUUCGUGCUCAGCUCCUUCCUGGUGAACCUCAUCUCCUACGGCUACAUCGUGGCCACCGUAGUCAGGAUGCCGUCUGCCAGCAGCCGCCGCAAGGCCUUCUCCACCUGUGGGUCGCACCUGAUGCUGGUUUUCUUGGGCUACAGCAGCACCAUCUUCUUAUACGUCCAGCCAGGCAAGGCACACUCGGUAGAUGUCAACAAGACUGUGGCCUUGGUCACAGCCAUCCUCACCCCCUUCCUCAACCCCUUUAUCUUUACACUCCGCAAUGAGACGGUCCAGGCUGUGCUCCGGGGACACAUGCAGAGACUCAAAGGCCUCCGCAGAAAUUAUGAUGAGUCCGAGGGGGUGGGCCACGCCCGGCCCAGCAGCACUGGAAGGAGAUAG
Erinaceus europaeus (western European hedgehog) is the source of this 993-nucleotide messenger RNA. RefSeq names its product olfactory receptor 6V1. Gene Ontology annotation, molecular function: olfactory receptor activity; G protein-coupled receptor activity. Bases 1 to 993 code for a protein of 330 amino acids. NCBI's taxonomy places the organism in Eukaryota, Metazoa, Chordata, Mammalia, Eulipotyphla, Erinaceidae. Gene Ontology annotation, biological process: G protein-coupled receptor signaling pathway. The record is from RefSeq and is a predicted model, not a curated record. The transcript has a single exon. Gene Ontology annotation, cellular component: membrane.